AGUCCUAUUAUUGUGCUGCCCAUAUAGAGUCCUAUUAUUGUGUUACCCAUAUAGAGUCCUAUUAUUGUGUUACCCAUAUAGAGUCCUAUUAUUGUGUUACCCAUAUAGAGUCCUAUUAUUGUGCUGCCCAUAUAGAGUCCUAUUAUUGUGCUGCCCAUAUAGAGUCCUAUUAUUGUGUUACCCAUAUAGAGUCCUAUUAUUGUGUUACCCAUAUAGAGUCCUAUUAUUGUGUUACCCAUAUAGAGUCCUAUUAUUGUGUUACCCAUAUAGAGUCCUAUUAUUGUGUUACCCAUAUAGAGUCCUAUUAUUGUGUUACCCAUAUAGAGUCCUAUUAUUGUGUUACCCAUAUAGAGUCCUAUUAUUGUGUUACCCAUAUAGAGUCCUAUUAUUGUGCUGCCCAUAUAGAAUCCUAUUAUUGUGUUACCCAUAUAGAGUCCUAUUAUUGUGUUACCCAUAUAGAGUCCUAUUAUUGUGUUACCCAUAUAGAGUCCUAUUAUUGUGUUACCCAUAUAGAGUCCUAUUAUUGUGUUACCCAUAUAGAGUCCUAUUAUUGUGUUACCCAUAUAGAGGCCUAUUAUUGUGUUACCCAUAUAGAGUCCUAUUAUUGUGUUACCCAUAUAGAGUCCUAUUAUUGUGUUGCCUAUAUAGAGGCCUAUUAUUGUGCUGCCCAUAUAGAGUCCUAUUAUUGUGCUGCCCACAUAGAAAGUUGUCUUAUAUUUUAA
Procambarus clarkii (red swamp crayfish) is the source of this 722-nucleotide messenger RNA. Lineage: Eukaryota; Metazoa; Arthropoda; Malacostraca; Decapoda; Cambaridae. The record is from RefSeq and is a predicted model, not a curated record.